Zea mays is the source of this 2364-nucleotide messenger RNA. RefSeq lists its product as uncharacterized. Gene Ontology annotation, molecular function: phosphatidylinositol binding; ubiquitin binding. The record is from RefSeq and is marked validated. Lineage: Eukaryota; Viridiplantae; Streptophyta; Magnoliopsida; Poales; Poaceae. The transcript has 10 exons. Bases 181 to 2202 code for a protein of 673 amino acids. Gene Ontology annotation, biological process: protein transport to vacuole involved in ubiquitin-dependent protein catabolic process via the multivesicular body sorting pathway.
GGCAAAAAGGGAACGAAAAGAAAGGGAGGGACAGAGGUGCAGGGCCAACCUGCGUGGUGCGGGUGGUUUCGAGCACGGGCAAGCGCCACCCCGCUCGCUGCCGAUCCCAAUCCGGCUACAGCAGCGGCCGCCGGCCGCCCCGCCUGCGGGGCCUCCCUCCGACCGUUCCCCCCGCCCUCCAUGGCAGGCUCCAUGGUGGACCGCGCCACCAGCGACAUGCUCAUCAGCCCGGACUGGGCUAAGAACAUGGAGAUCUGCGACAUAUGCAACCGCGACCCUGGGCAAUCGAAAGAUGUCGUCAAGGCACUGAAGAAACGGAUUGGCCACAAGAAUCCAAAAGUUCAACUUCUUGCGCUAACUUUGUUGGAAACUGUUAUUAAAAACUGUGGGGAUAUACUUCACAUGCAUGUCGCAGAGAGAGAUAUAUUGCAUGAGAUGGUGAAGAUAGUGAAGAAAAAGUCUGAUCCUCGUGUUAAAGAGAAAGUAUUGGUGCUGAUAGAUACAUGGCAAGAAGCAUUUGGGGGACCACGUGCAAGAUAUCCACAAUACUAUGCAGCAUACCAUGAGUUGGUGCGUGCUGGAGCUGAAUUCCCCAAGAGACCAGAGAAACCUGCACCUUUGUUUAAUGGUCAGUCUCAAGCAGCAAGGAAUAUGCGUAGUCCUGACCAACAGGAUGCUGCAGAAUCUUCUACUGCCAAUGAUUUCCCUGCUUUGAGCAUGUCAGAGAUUCAGAAUGCUCGUGGUAUUAUGGAUGUACUUGCCGAGAUGCUGAAUGCUUUAGGCCCUGGAAACAGAGAGGGAUUAAGGCAGGAGGUAAUUGUGGAACUCGUGGACCAAUGCCGCACUUACAAGCAGAGAGUAGUGCAGCUAGUUAAUUCUACCACGGAUGAGGAACUUAUGUCGCAGGGGCUCGCACUGAAUGAUGAUUUGCAGAGUGUUCUAGCAAAACAUGAUGCAAUAGCAGCAGGCAUUGCAGUUCGAGUGGAGAAAAAACCAAAGUCUUUGCAAUCACUUGUAGAGACUGAGGAUUCGGCAAACCAGGACUCCAAAAAGGAGCAGGGACUCAUAGAUAUUGAGGAUCCCACAAGCCAAGAUGCUGCAAAAGAGCCAAAUCAAAGUACAAGUGACCAAUCUCCUUUUGAGCAAUUAGCUCUUCCAGCACCACCAGUGUCAAAUGGCGCAGCAACAAAAUCUGACCUUGGCAUUGAUCUUCUGAGCUGGGAUGAUACCCCUGCUACAGCACAAAAUCCACUAGCUCUUGUUCCUGUCACAGAUCCUCUUGCUGACUCGACUUCAUCGAAUCAAAAUGCACUAGCAAUUGUGGACACAUUUUCACAGAACAGCACCGUUAACAGCAACACUCAAGCUGCUGACCCCUUUGGUCUCAAUCCAAGUUCUGCUAUUCCAGGAUCUCAGGCAUACAACACUCCAACUCAGCAGCAUUUCCAGUCGCAACAGGCGACACUGUAUCCGAACGGGGGUGCUGGAACGUCCUAUGAUCAGGCAUCCCAGUUUAAUAAUGUUAAUUCAGGGUGGAAUGAUCAAGCUGCCAACCUUCCAGCAGAGCAAGCACUGAAUUACGAUGAUCAAAGUGGAAACCUUCCGCCACCUCCUUGGGAGGCUCAGCCAGCGGCAAGCAACGAAAUGCCAAAUGGUGAAUUGGGAGGCGUGCAACCUCUCCCUGGGACAGCUGGGCAGUUCGGCGGCAUGCAGCAGGCAUUGCAACCACAAGUUAACCACAUGGGAGUUCCACAAAGGCAGCCAAUGUACAGCAACCAGUCAGGGAUUGGGGUGGCGCCAACACUGAUGCAGGCAGGCUUGGGGAACCAGCAGUUGGGUUCGACAUCCAUGAUGGGCAUGCCUCCACAGAUGUAUGGCGGCGGAUCGCAGGCAGCCAUGAUGUACCCGCAACAAAUGCCAGUGGCGCCGCAGCAGCCGAUGUAUGGUGGUGGUGGUGGUCGUCUGGCAGGGUACAUGCAGCAUCCUGCUGUGGCCGCUGCGCACUACUACAGCAACCUGGGGACGGCGGGAAUGUAUGGGUACCCCGGCGCGAACGGGCUGUCCCAGAGCAUGUAUGGCCUCUCGGUGCAGGAUAACUCGUCGUACCAGACUAAGACGGCGCCACCCUCUGCGGUGAUGAAGCCCGAAGACAAGCUUUUCGGCGACCUCCUGAGCAUUGCCAAGACCAAGAAAGCUUCAUGAGACGAGCACGAGCAGGAGCAGGAGCUUUGUCGUUUGAUCUUUUACACUUGUGUAACAUUCAUUGUCUGGCUGUCGUAUAAGCUUUUUGGGGUCCUCUUUUUUUUUUAAAAAACAUUAUUUGUUCCCACGAUCCCAUUGGAUUCGUUAUACCGUACGUAAAUG